AUGAAACACAAAUCUCAUUCUCAAACCACAAAUACGUUAACACUUAUCAACGAAAAAUCAACCAAGUGCAAUUCAAACGAUAAAGCAGACGAUGCUUUAAAAAAUUCCAGUUUGAAUAAAUUUGUCUUGUUACAAACUGCAACAACGAUUGCUCAAAAUGGACAAUCGAAUCAACAAAUCCGGACUCGUAUUAUUUUAGAUAGUGGGAGUCAACGUAGUUUUAUAACAGAAAAAUUAUUCAAGCAGCUCAAACUUCCAAUUAUUCGGAGAGAAACGAUAUAUCUAUUUAAAUUUGGAGCUGCUCAAGCGCAAACUAUUGAAACGCCAAUAGCCAACGUUGAUUUGAAAUUAAUCGAUGGCCAAUUUCAAAGGAUAACGGUCAACGUUGUCCCAACAAUCGUCAAUUCAAUUCACCGAGUUCCUAUUAAUACACAAGAAUUUCAAUAUUUAAUCCAAAGUGUAUCCUUGGCGGAUCCACUUCCAACAAAAGCCGAAAAUUCCAAUGCAGAUAUUCUGUUGGGCAAUGAAUAUUAUGGUCAAUUUACGAUGCCCGAACGUAUCAAAAUCAAUGAGCAAUUGUAUUUGCUCGGACCGAAAUUUGGAUGGAUACUAUCAGGUUGCAUUUCCACAAUCAACAAGUUCAAUAAUCGACCAGUUUCUCUAUUCGUUUCGUCUUUGACAACGGAUUUGGGUCAAUUAUCCAGCGGAUUUCCCAAACAAGAUGACAAUCUAAGUCCACAAGUCGACCUCAAGGAAUGGUGGUCGCUUGACACGAUUGGUAUCAAGGACAAAAUCGAUUGUCCGGAUGAUGAAGUUGCUUUGAAACAAUUCAAUGAAACUAUACAAUUUCAAGGUCAACGUUAUUUCGUUCAAUUACCAUGGCGUAACGAAAAAAUCGAUUUACCUAACAAUAAACAAUUAGCGAUUGGUCGCCUUAAUUCUCUGGUUCGAAGAUUUCAUGACAAACCUGAGCUGCUCAAACAAUACGAUUUGAUUAUCCAAGAUCAAAUUGACAAGGGUAUAAUCGAAGAAGUUCAAGAAUCGCAUGUAGAUGGUCCGAUCGUCCACUACAUACCGCAUCAAGCCGUUAUUACGCCAACCAAAACCACAACCAAAGUUCGCAUUGUUUACGAUGGUUCGGCGAAAACAAAUAAAAACAAUUUAAGUAUCAAUGAUUGUUUGUAUCGAGGAUCAGUCAUGUUAGCCGAUCUGUGUUCGUUGUUAUUGCGAUUUCGAUUGAACAAGGUCGCUAUUGUAGCAGACAUCGAGAAAGCCUUUCUUCAAAUAGGCUUACAAAAACAAUCACGAGAUGCAACAAGGUUUUUUUGGCUAAAAAGUCCUGAUAAACUAACAACAAUAAACAAUUUAGCAACUUUUCGGUUUACGCGGGUUCCUUUUGGCUUAAUUUCGAGUCCUUUUCUUUUGGCGGCAACUCUGGCUUAUCAUUUGCUUCAAAAUGGGUCAGAGACAGUAGGUAACAUUUUCGAUAAUAUUUACGUUGAUAAUAUUAUUUCGGGAGCAGACAAUGUUCAAGCUGCUAUUAAACUUUAUCAAGAAACUAAAAAGAUUUUUGCUGCUGCGUCGAUGAACGUUCGAGAAUGGACAUCCAAUUCAAACGAAUUUUUUAAUCAGUUACAAAUCCACCAAUGCACAAAUAUUUACACAAAUAAUUUUUGGUUCACCUCAAUAGCAUAA
Didymodactylos carnosus is the source of this 1695-nucleotide messenger RNA. The record is from the annotation of a GenBank genome assembly. NCBI's taxonomy places the organism in Eukaryota, Metazoa, Rotifera, Eurotatoria, Philodinida, Philodinidae.